AUGGUCCGACCGAAGCGUAAACGAGCGUCCUGUCACAUUGGACGGGAAUCCCGGUUAAUGGAUCCGUAUUUACUCAAGAUGUCGCCCUGUCAGUUUACUGACCAUCACCGGAGACAGCGUGACAAGAGCACGGGCGUAGUGCGCAAUUGUGUGGACAACCCCAACUGUCUCUACGGAUUAGGAGAGUAUCAAAAGGGCGUGUGGCAGGGAAAGCGGUUUAUCCGGCGGGUCUUUGGCGAAGAUCCACGAGAUCGGCAACGGGAAUUGGUCGCUCAUGGGACCCCUAAACCUUGUGGAUUACGUAAUCUAGGAGCCACUUGUUACUUGAACAGCAUGUUGCAGUGCUUGUUUGUUAAUUUUGCAUUUCGUCAGGCCGUGUACGAAUGGGAACCAAAGGUGCACUUUCGAAACCAACAAGAGGCUCGACAGAUGAAAGCACUACAGAAACUAUUUGCUCAAAUGCAAAUGGGAAAUGAAAGCUACUAUGAUCCUACAGAGUUUGCAUCGACGUUGUUAUUAAAUAACGUCAUGCAGCAAGAUGCACAGGAAUUCAGCAAGUUAUUAUUGGCACACUUACGCACGAUAUUUCGACAGUCGAGGUUUUCCAGUCAUUGGGAUUUGGUGGACAGGAUCUUCCAGGGACAGAUUAAUUAUGUAACCAAGUGCUUGAGAUGCAAGAACAAAUCGAUGAGAUCGUCUUCUUACUACGAGAUCUCACUUAAUAUUAAGGGACACAAGAGUGUGGAUGACUGCAUCAAAUCCUAUCUAGCGGCUGAGGUACUGGAAGGAGAGAACAAGUACUUUUGCGAGCAUUGUAAUACCAAACAGUGUGCGGAGCGCUUUUUUGAGCUAGAGCCGCGAGCGCUGCCGGCAACUUUGAUGGUACAACUUAUGCGAUUUGUUUACGAUGUGAAUGCUGGACGGAAGAAAAAGUUGACGGAUGUCAUUGAGAUAAAUGAGACAUUAAACAUGACCGAGUUGCUGCGUCGCAGUGGUCACGCGGAGGCGUUUGACGAAGCUGACGAUACUGUGUACCGGUUACAGGGCUACUUAAACCACCGUGGAAAGAGUGCGCAUGUGGGACACUACACUGCUUCUGUAGCAUUACCAAAACCACGGAUGCCUGGUUGUGGAGAUGAUCCGGCAUUGAGGUGGUUUGAAUUUGACGAUGCAAUAGUGAGUGAUAUGGCCAUGUCGGAGGCAACAACAGAGCGCAUGUACGGCCAAAUAAUCCGCUCGCGCGAUAUAUACAUGCUUAUGUACGUUCGAGAUGAUAAAGUGAGCGGUGGCACAACUGGCACCGAUUCCAACUGCAACGUUGCUACAAAAAGGAUCCCGCAGCCUUCAGAAAUUUGUCUUAAAGAAGUGGAGGCACUCAAUACGGCUUUUGAUGCUGAGGUACGAGAGUACGUCAGUAAAGUGAAUGGCGUGGAGACCCGUAUCCAGGAACGACUUGACGCAUAUAAACACUUUUUCGAGAAAAACUGUCCGUAUCCAGAUUCGUCUGCCCCCUAUUUCUACUGGGUGGACACAGAAUGGUUGCGUCACUGGGUGACAGGUGAGGAAAAUGAUAGCUCGGCCAGUACGUCGUCACUUUUGUCAAGCAUCACAGGGGUGGCGUCUGAUACCAAAUCAUUGUCAAACGGAAAAGUGUCAAAUGUGAAUGCGGAUGAUAAAUCGGGAGGCCGCAAUGUGGACGAUGAUAACUACAGGAUAGUUGAUCUGACUGAUGUGGAUGAUGUAAAAGCAAAUGGACAUGCGAAUGAUGUAAAAACAAAUGGAAAUGCAAAUGAAAGUCGAGAUUCUACAACUCAAAGUGAACGCGCAGGAGACGAAAAGAUGAGUCGAGCACAUUACGAUGAUGGUGACGCGCAAAGUAUCGUUGGAAUGCCGUCAUCAGGCUCGCUUCUUCCGCUUACUUCAGGUGCAGAUGCUGAAACUAAAACGUUUAGGGAUAUUGGGUUGCGUUAUGACGAAAUACCUUUUACGAAGCCAAUGGAUGUUGUACCUUUUAGCUGUGCGCACUCAAGUGAUCUCGACAUUGAGACGUAUGAUCUUAAGAAGGAGCUUAAACCUAUUCUUUGUUUUGCGCCAGAAAAUGCGAAUAGGCUGAAGCGAGUAUCUGCAAAGUUGUUUGCAUACUUGAAUGAGAACUGUGACGUUGACUCAAAGGAUGGUAUGCCGGCUCUAGGUAGUCGCGCGCAAAUGAGAGUAUUUGAAGCACCCACUUAUCGCUGUACCGUCUGCGAAAAAGACUUUUGCAACAAACUCCUGAAUGAUGUCGAGCGCUUGAAAGAAGUUGAUAUGGAGCUUGGACUGCUGACCGGCACCCCCGCAAGUGUGGCAGCGGCGGUUGCUGCUGGUAAUUGUUUUUUGAUGAGCCGGGCAUGGAUCAAAACCUACAAAUAUUACCUUCAGGUAUUGCAUAAGGAGCUUUUACACGCAGCUGGUACAAGCAAGAGAGGAAGAAAAUCACUUACUUGCAUGAAGCUUAACAAUUUUUUCGUAACUUUGAAAGAUGAAAACUGUAAUGGCAGUGACACCCCAAAUGCACAUUACGACGUACAGGAAGUGUGGCAAAAGCCUAUCAACGAAGAUAUAACAUGUCUCCACGGCAAUCUUACGUUGGAAAAGCGAGCAUAUCGGCCCGUAUCAGCUCAGACAUGGUCGUACUUUAGCGCCAAAUUUCCAUAUCGGGCCGAGUACGCUGAGUCGAUAACAGACCCAUGCCGCCGAUGUCAGGGCGACGAUAUGGCUAGCAAGGUGUGCAUCCAAAUUGAGCGCAAUGUGCGUAAUGAUGUUUUGUCAGAUGCUGCUUUGGCGUCUUUGUAUCGUCGGAAACCUAGGAAUGACGCCAUGCGACUUAAUGAUGUCUUCGAGUUGCCCGCUGCACAGCGCAGCAGUGGGUUAGAGAAGGCGUCUUCGUUGACUGUACCAGACGCAACGAGAGUUCCACGGCGAAUGUUUUUGGUGUCUCGUCGCUGGUUAACGCAGUGGAGAGAGUAUAUUCGCAACGUGGAGGAAGAUUCGCCGUUGUCUUUAACGAUAUCGUCUGCAUUGUGUGCGCAUCAAAAGUUGGUACUGCCUUCAUCAUUGUUGACAUCGCAGAAGGGACGACUCAUUGACGUAAGCUCAUUAGAAGUGGAGUUUGUAUCUCUAGACGAGAUGAAGGCUCUCGCUGAACGUUAUGGCGACCCAGAGACGCCAUUUUAUUACGGCCUUCUCGUUGCUAAUAGCAUGUCGAAGUCUGAUGAAGAAGAGUCGCAAGUGGUUUGGCGAAAGUGCUCAUUAUCCUCUUUGAAGUUUGGAAACGAGCAAGUUGUUAACAGCCAAGGCUGCCCUGACAAUAUCGUGCCCUUGAUUUGUCAGGAUGCAAACAACGAGAGCGUCAUCUGCGCAGAAUGUCAGGCGAGUUCAGACCGAAGAUACCGUGAUGAGCUCGAGAAUUUUUCGAAUCGCGUAGUUAAUAUCCAGCAGCUGAACGACGAUCAAGUUAUUCCAACAAGUGAUUACAUGACGUCAGAUGCGAACACUUCAGGUCGACGACGCUCUCGACGAAGUCGCCCAGGUUCAGCAAGCACGUGGCCAAUUGCAGCUCAUGCCACAGAUACGGUGUACAUGUUGAAAGCAAAGAUCUAUGCAGCAAUUGAUGCACUACCUAUACGACAACGCCUGUACUACAAGGGCGAGGUACUGGAGGAUUACCGGACGCUCAAACAAUGCGGGAUCAAAGCGGGAGACGCCGUUUUCUUGCGGUUAUCGGAAGAUAAUGCCGACGACCUUGUGAUGGACGAAAGUUUGGAACGGGAGGUCGGUUUUGUGGACUCGGUCUUUCACUCGCAUCCUUUGGUCAGCAGGUCUGCCAUGACAUUAAAUGUACUUCCAGAUACCAGUCGAGAUCAAGCUCUUGCUAUGGCUAUAGCAAGCAGUCAUGAAAGUCAAGUGUGGGUGUGUCCUGUUUGCACGUUUGUCAAUGAGGACACCAAGUGCGAGAUGUGCUCGACGACAAAAGAUGAUACUAUCCCUUGUUGA
Molecule: messenger RNA, 4032 nt
Organism: Peronospora farinosa
Lineage: Eukaryota; Oomycota; Peronosporomycetes; Peronosporales; Peronosporaceae
Source: the annotation of a GenBank genome assembly